Molecule: messenger RNA, 576 nt
Organism: Aspergillus bombycis
Lineage: Eukaryota; Fungi; Ascomycota; Eurotiomycetes; Eurotiales; Aspergillaceae
Exons: 6
Coding region: 1-576 (191 amino acids)
Biological process (GO): mRNA splicing, via spliceosome; spliceosomal snRNP assembly
Cellular component (GO): U1 snRNP; catalytic step 2 spliceosome
Molecular function (GO): RNA binding
Source: RefSeq, a predicted model, not a curated record
AUGAAAUCCCUGGAAGCCGCGGAGAGGCGAACUUUGUCUGGAAAUGCAAGCUUUGCCAAGUCAAAAACCCAUUCCGCCUCUAUCGUCGCAGGCCCAAAUGUGUACGAAGCAGACGAAAAGCGCAAGGGCCGGAAAGUGAUCGACAUUGACUGCCGCGGCCUUGAAUUUACCGAUUUCAAAGCUGAUGGCGAAUGGGAGGCUAAGGGCACCGAGUCUUCCACUCCAUUCAUGGCCAUCGACUUGUCUGAGAGCGAGUGGUAUGACUAUGAUGAGAAAGCUGAAGAUGAAGUUUCCAUCAAGGAAAUUACCUGGAAGUUCCAACCAGUCAACCCCCGCCCUUUCUUGCAGACAAGGGUCGGUACGGAGAUGGUUAUUCGUCUCAAGUGGGGUCAAACCGAGUACAAGGGCAAGCUGGAGAGCAUCGACUCGUACAUGAACGUGCUAUUGCGGGACACGGAAGAGUUCAUUGAUGGAAAGAACACAGGAACUCUUGGCCUUGUGCUUAUUCGGUGUAACAACAUUCUCUGGAUGGGAUCGGCAGACAACGUCGAGAUGACGGACCUGGGGCUGCGGUAG